CCUUUACACAACACCACUGUAUUUCCCUGUAACCGACCGCACUUUUUUUUCUUCUUUUUUCUUUUUUCUUUUGCUCCUAACUUACUCCUGUGUGCACUCCGCCCAUCCCCCCCACCUAUCCACCAUACUACUCGUACACACAUAACAGGCCGGCAUACAUAUGAUACAUACACACAUACAUACGUCCAUAGACUGCCAUACUGUCAUACACACGCUUUCGUGAGACCGCUCGUCGCUCCACCCAACACUACCCUCUCUCUCUCCCUUUCUUCAUCCACUUCCCGCAUUUUUGACAUCAGCGGCGACCCGACCUCUGACCCAACUGCCAAACGACGUCGGGGGUUUAUUAUUUAUUUAUUUGUUUUCCCGAGGUUACUACUCUUGCAGCAAUGACCGUCUUGCAAUACUCGUCCUAGCCGGACCCUACAACAAACCAGAUAUCGAUCUCUCGGAUCCGACAAACCGUCCUGGUGUCGGAAUUCGAGAUCUCGGGAUAGAGACCACGUUAAAUUUUUCGAAGCGGUAGAGAUACCCUUACACCUCCAACACAAACAAAAACCACGAGGCCCGAGACCUGAGCUUCCCUAGAUCUUCAGGCUACUCUUUGAGAACUUUUUUUUUAAAACAGAAAAUGGCAUCAGAAGCAGGACCCCGUGCGGUUGGAAAUGCAACCCUCGCUCCCCCGGCAAACAAUGACUUAUCUAUGCGAAGACCUAUGGAGAGAACACCCAGCAUGGCUAUUAAGGCUGAGAAAGAGGAUUUGAAGGAGGCAGCGGAAGAUAGCUUUAAUGUUAUUCUGGAUUUAAAUUUGGAUGGCAAUGUACGAUGGGUUAGUCCUUCGUGGGAAGAUGUUAUCGGGACCGCCCGUGGAUCGGUUCAAGAUAGGCCCAUCGCAGAUAUCCUUCUAGAUGAUAGAGAGGCGUUCAAGAAUGCCGUUGAGACUAUGCAAAAUGAUGACUCUAGGAGCUUUAAGGUUCGCUUUUCCGUGCUUGUGGGACCCAAGUCCAAAUUGGCUAGAGAUCCUGCUGCGGGUGCGGCUUUGGCAUCCGAGGAAGAGGCAUUCCUAAUGGAAGGAGUGAGAGAAGAAGAGAAUGUAUUGACCCUAGAGGGUCAAGGUAUUUUGAUCUACGACAAAACAUCUGGCGAGGCUAGUCAUACAAUGUGGGUGAUUAGACCCUUUGUGGAACCUAACGAAAUCACUAUCGACCUCCCCUCAGUUCUGGUCGAGUCGCUUGGUGUUGGUGCUGGGAUGCUGGCUCGUUACCUGACCAGUUUGGCAGAACAAGGUGCCGUAGACCCAGCCAACAAUCCUCCGCCAAUGCCCGUGCUUUGUCGGAUCUGUGAGCGACAAAUUCAGCCUUGGUGGUUUGAGAAGCAUUCGGAGCUUUGCAUGUUGGAACACAAGGCAGAAAGCGAUGUUCAACUAUGCCAGGAGAACUUGGGCAUGCAUAGACAUGCAAUUGUCAAAAUUCUAGAUGCAAUGGAGCGACGUUCUUCUCGGCCAGUUUCCGGUGAGAUUAGCGUUGCGUCUUCGCCAAUCGAAUACCGGGGGUUACCCAUAGGCCCUUCGUCGUCAACUCCAUCCUCCGGUACCGCUUCUCCGGCAACACCACCUUCAAGGCCUCGCGACUCCUCCGCUGGAGGAUUAGGCCGUUCUCGCUCAUUCCCCGCACGACGGCCAUUAGUGCGAAUUGUGGAGCUGCUACUCGAUUUGUGUGAUACUGCAAUGGAGGUCAGUACACCGGCCAUUAAGGAGUCCUUUGGAGCCGUUGAAUUAGGAACCUUCCGUACACAAUCCCCGCAAUCAGAAGCGCGUAUCAAUCAGGUCCUUCAGUGGUCAUCGCCCACCACGAAUACUUUAGAUGAGGAGAAAGGAUUAGCGUUACUAUGUCAAGAUUCAGAGGCUGUUGCUAAAGCUAAGGUAGAAGCUGUAUUCCGUCACCGAAACACCAUCGAAUACUCCGAGCGUAUACGGCUGGAAUUUAGUAUGCUUGUCCAAGAUUGUAUCGACGAGGCGUUACGAAAGGCUUCUGAGUUGGCAAGUGAUGCUCUGGACGAGGAGUAUAGUGAUGGUUCGGACAUUGAAGAUGAUACCCCCUUUUUUGCAGCCUCAUUCGGACCAGCCUUACAGAGAAAUAAUAGCUCUCUUGGCCCCCCACGGGGGCGUCUGAGAAGGCAUUCUUCACCUGCGGAGUCGGGUUCCACGAGCCCAAUGGAAUGUUCUACACCCAAAUCCCAGCAAAGCUUGAAGAGGGUGAAUAGUAGACGGCAAAAGGCAGGGCAUCGUACCAGCAUGCAUUUUGAGAAUGAAGGGGCAGAUAGUGAUACGAGUGGAAGAUCAUCGCUUGCCGCUGCUAUGGGGCAUCCGCAGACAGAGAGCCCUGUCUCUGACCACGAACUGACGGCGAGUAGGAUAUACGCUGCCAGAGAUAAGAGAAGGCAAAACAUAUCCAUGACAGGCGGUAACUCUCCGAGGCGCCAGGCGUCGCCCGCUAGGAUUGCGCCUUCAUCGUCUCCACUUAGGAUUCAAAAGCCUCGGUCUGUCUUGUAUGACAGUAUGCCCACACCAAUAACCUCCCCUUUGCUUUCUACCGGCGAUUUUUCUCCUGCCAUUGAUGCCUUUCAUCAUAAGCGGCAGUCCUCGGUGACCUCAUCAGAUCAGUUUGGCAAGCCACCAGUUUCCCCGCGGCUCUCCGGUGUAAACCCCACACAACAAAACCGUGCUGUGCCUCCCUCUAUCAAAGAUUUUGAAAUCAUCAAACCUAUCAGCAAGGGUGCUUUUGGUAGUGUUUAUUUGUCUAAGAAGAAGUCCACGGGGGAUUAUUUUGCAAUCAAAGUGUUAAAAAAGGCAGACAUGAUUGCGAAGAACCAGGUUACAAACGUCAGGGCAGAGAGAGCUAUAAUGAUGGUACAGGGAGAAAGCGACUUUGUUGCCAAGUUAUUCUGGACAUUUGCGAGCAAAGAUUAUCUUUAUUUGGUGAUGGAGUAUCUGAAUGGAGGUGAUUGCGCUGCACUCAUCAAGGUGUUAUCUGGUCUUCCCGAAGACUGGGCUCAAAGAUAUCUUGCCGAAGUAGUUCUUGGGGUAGAGCAUCUUCAUAGUCGAGGAAUAGUUCACCGUGACUUGAAGCCUGACAAUCUUUUGAUUGAUCAGAAAGGGCACCUCAAGCUCACCGAUUUUGGACUAUCCCGGAUGGGAUUAUUGGGAAGACAGAAGCGGGCCCAGACUCAGUCUUCUGAGAGUACCCCCGAUCUGUUGAAACAAGGCCCUUUCACCAGGUCGAGGUCAGAUAAUAACCGAAAUGGGCAGGAUGAGAUGAGUGAUUGGUGGUCCCUCGGUUGCAUUUUGUUUGAAUUUUUGUACGGGUAUCCCCCCUUUCAUGCGGAUACUCAUGAUAAGGUGUUUGAGAACAUAUUGAACCGGAGGAUCGAUUGGCCAGAUCCAGAGGAUGACGACGUCUCAGACGAGGCAAAGCAUUUGAUGAACCGGCUCAUGUGUACAGACCCUAACCAGCGACUGGGUGCGAAUGGCGCCGAGGAGGUUAAAAGGCACCCGUGGUUUGCAAGUCUCAAUUGGGAGACUCUACUUGAAGAGCAGCCAUCAUUCGUGCCGACGCCCCAAGAUCCCGAAGAUACGGAAUAUUUUGAUUCUAGAGGCGCAACCUUGCAGCCGUUUGUGGAGGAAUUUGAAGACCAGUCUACCUCGCCUCAGGUCUUAACACCUGGUGCAGAUUUGCCGCAGCGCCCACACGAUGCGGUGUCCCGCACGAGAAGAGAGGUCAAUUCUAACAAGCGGGGGCUCAUGCCUCUUUCAAUUCCUCCCCAUGUCCGUGAAGGAAGGAAUAGACGGCUUAGUGAACCCAAUGCUCAAGAUGAUUUUGGUCCCUUUGCAUUCAAAAAUCUACCCGUUUUAGAGAAAGCCAAUAAGGAUGUCAUCCAAAAACUUCGAACAGAGGCGCUCAAGUCCACACCGGCUCUCGCUACAUCUAACCCCUCAUCGCCUUCGGCGGAGGGUAGUCCUAUCCUCUCCUCCAAAUCAUUAUCCAGGACUCUAUCCAAUCCUUCCAAGAACGGUGGAAAACGCCCUGUUUCUCCAUCAAACUUGCACCACUCCAACUCCUCCCCUGCUCGUACUUCGCAACCUUCGUCACCACUCUUGAUGUCAUUCACAGCGACGGGGAUUAGUGAGAGAAGGAAAGCUUCUAGCGCUAGCGCAUCGUCUAGUCACCCUACAAUGGCGCCACAACCGGGCCCUUUUGUUGAUAUACCGCGAAGUGCUGGAUCACAACCCUCCCCAUCAAAGCAUCCUCUUCACCGACGAAGUGCUAACCCCCGUGUGAGGUCACUCACUAUCGGGUCCACAGAUAGCGAACCAGGGUGCCUGCUGGAGAGCUUUAGACACCAGAAGAGAAGGAGCCAAGUUUUUGACAUCUCGCCCUCGUCUUCCGAUAACGAAGACUUUAAAAGUAGCGCUCUCUUGCGGGUGCAGCGGCGACGGCAAAGCUCUAGGAGGAUGUCUAACAUCAGUUUGACUGAGGGUAGUCCAAUGUUCCGGCCAUUGGAUGUUUUAGUGUGUGAGGAUCAUCCAGUCUCCAAGUUGGUUAUGGAGAGGCUAUUGGAAAAAUUGAGAUGUAGAACCAUCUGUGUUGACAACGGUGCAGAAGCUAUGCGCUAUGCCAUGGGCGAAGUAAAAUUUGAUAUUAUUCUUAUGGAAUUCAAACUCCCCCAGAUCAAUGGCGAAGAUGUGGCGCGGAUGAUUCGCUCAAGCAAGAACCCCAACUCGAACACGCCAAUUGUUGCAGUAACAGGAUACCUCAAGGACCUUAGUGACCCUCACCACUUCACUGAGCUAAUAGAGAAACCUGCAACACCAGUGAAGUUAACAGAUGUUCUGGAGAGGAACUGCAAUUGGAAGCCGCCCAAUACAGAGCGACCAACGCUUGCUGAUAGGAAAGAAUCACCCAGCGCCCAGGAGCCAUCCAGAUCCGGGGAGGAAUCCGGGCGAGUAUCCCCGGGGGUCGAGAGAUUUAUGUCCAGUCACAGAGCGGGGCCCCGCUUUUCUGAGCAAUUCUCAUCUAUGGAUGAAGAUGAAACCGCGUCUGUGGCAAGCGGUACCGAGCCUAUUAUGAUUUCACGUUCCACGACGAAUGAGUGGGAAAAGUUGUAUAUCGGGAAGAACUCCACCCCGAGGUCUAGUACACCACCCUCUACUACAUCCUCAAAUGCUCCACAGGCAACGGGCUUUGCGCACCAUGAAACCGCACCACCCAGGCUGCACUCAAGCUCCAUUGAACGGAUGCCCUCUCCGCUGUCGACGCACAUAAGCGCUGGAAUGUUGGAUAAUAUCCCUCCACCGCUUCCAUCGCCGCCGGAAAUGACUCCACUUCCACCAUCCAUAACUUCUACGCCAAUAUUUUCCGCCCCCACUACUGAUCGCUCCAGGUCUCCGUUAUCGGUUGCCUCCGUGCCCACACAGCCUAAAACACCUCCACCAUCCAUGGAAAGACUAAACAUGUUACCCAAGAUAUCCUCUCCCCGAGGAACCCAUAGUCCCCCCGAGGAGUUGGCGAAGAAAUCACCGCCCAAAAAUAUCUCCUGGAUUAACCCGCCUUCUCCCACAAAGACCAGGGAACCGUUUGGCCCAUCGGUGAUGAUGAGUAGUUCUUCUCCGGAGUCUAAGGCCAAGACAAAGAGAACAUCGUGGGAGAAAAAGAAGGAGAAACAAGAGAAACAGCAGAACCAACACCUCAGGCCAGAGGAUGCGGAUGCUGAUGAUGAACUUUCUACAGCUGGCGGAAAGAGACCGAGUAAGAGCAAGAGUAUAUCAGAAAUGUUUAGUCGGGUCAGAAGAGGAGGAGCAGCUCCUGAGAUGAAGAGGAGCAAAAGCGACAAAGGGGAGAGCUCUGAAGGGAAUAGCGAGCUCGGAGGGGCCCUUGGAGAUCCUCCCAAGAUCGAUCAUUGACCUUUACUCCCCUUUUCCCUUAUCUUGCUAAUUUUUUCCUACCAUUCACGAAGGGUCGCCGCUAGGAUUGAGCUUGGUUUUGUUUUACUUCCCUUUGUUUCAGGUCAGAUGGUACGGAAUGGCGUUGUGAAUGAGCGGUGUUUUUGUUUUUUUCCUUCAACGGUAUCUUUUGUCUGUCUACGGUUCUGGAGGCAGGAUGGGAUGUGGGAAGGGGUUGGUAUUUUUUUAGACCCCUUUCUCACGAAACUAUCUAGUUCUAUUACUAUCCCUUUUCGCCGAGAGCCCUCUUAUAUUCCCCUCUUUUUUCUUCCCUUUCUUACCCUUAUCUUUAACGUCUCCUUUUCCUUUUUUCCCCCUCAUCUCAACUUCAUUUGCAGACACAGGAAAGUGUCUGGGACAAGAGCCAAAUCGAGCAAAGAAACGGAAGGCACCAUACAUACUUGGUAUAGGGUAGUGCUGAAGGAAGGUCCAAAAAAGAAAACAAGGAUCCGGCAAAAUGGACACCAAAAAAAGGGAAAAAUGGCAAACGGAGGUCAAAAGUCCUUUUUUUCUCCUUCAUCUCGGAAGCCAAAAGGGAAUCGCCCUACGCUUUCAUCUCGAUGACGAGCGGACCGGCACGGAGGGUAGUAAUGAGAACGACUGUAGAACACA
Molecule: messenger RNA, 6610 nt
Organism: Tuber melanosporum (Perigord truffle)
Lineage: Eukaryota; Fungi; Ascomycota; Pezizomycetes; Pezizales; Tuberaceae
Exons: 10
Coding region: 632-5959 (1775 amino acids)
Biological process (GO): peptidyl-serine phosphorylation; phosphorelay signal transduction system
Cellular component (GO): nucleus; cytoplasm
Molecular function (GO): ATP binding; protein serine/threonine kinase activity
Source: RefSeq, a predicted model, not a curated record